AUGUCGGCGCCUCAGUAUGUUCUCAUCACUGGAUGCAGUGAUGGAGGAAUUGGUGCAUCGUUAGCAUUGGCCUUUCAACGUCGAGGUUUUCAUGUUAUUGCUACAGCUCGCUCGGUAAAGAGGAUGUCGACGCUUGAGUCCGUGGCGAAUGUCACACUUCUCCCUCUAGAUGUCACGUCCCCAACUAGUAUGCAGGACGCUCUCAAAAAGACGGUCACGGUAACGGGCGGCAAAUUACACUAUCUCGUCAACAAUUCAGGGGUAUCCUAUGUGAUGCCCACUCUCGACACGAGUAUCGAAGAGGCAAAAAAAAUGUUUGAUGUCAAUUUGUGGGGGGUACUAGCGAUGACGCAGGCUUUCAACCCACUUCUCAUUAAAGCCCAGGGUUGCGUGGUCAAUAUCGCCUCGAUGACUGCGUACUUGAAUGCUCCAUAUUGGAGUCUCUAUGCUGCUUCCAAGGCGGCCUUGAGUUCCAUGAGUGAGACGCUUCGAUUAGAAUAUGCUCCGUUUGGUGUUAGAGUUGUCACGGUUGUGACGGGUGCUGUGGAAACUAACAUCAUGUCUCACGGCGACGGAUUCGCAUUACCAGAUGGCUCCAUGUAUCGCCCUGUCUUCAAGAACAUUGAAGAUGUGGCUCGAGGCAAAAGCUUGAGUUCCUGGUUGCCUGUGGAGACAUACGCCGAACGAGUUCUCAAGGAUCUCAUGGGAGGAGCUCAUGGCAAAAUAUGGAGAGGUGGGUUAUCCUCGACCAUGCGUCUGAUCAGUUCACUUCCUGGCUUCAUCAUGGUAGGGCUUUUCUCUCCCGUCACAAUACAAUUCCAGGAAACAUAG
This is a messenger RNA of Penicillium cataractarum, 831 nucleotides long. Its product is annotated as Short-chain dehydrogenase/reductase SDR. The coding region runs from base 1 to 831 and encodes 276 amino acids. NCBI's taxonomy places the organism in Eukaryota, Fungi, Ascomycota, Eurotiomycetes, Eurotiales, Aspergillaceae. Gene Ontology annotation, cellular component: endoplasmic reticulum; lipid droplet. Gene Ontology annotation, biological process: triglyceride catabolic process; phosphatidic acid biosynthetic process. The transcript has 2 exons. Gene Ontology annotation, molecular function: acylglycerone-phosphate reductase (NADP+) activity; triacylglycerol lipase activity. The record is from RefSeq and is a predicted model, not a curated record.